Messenger RNA from Oryzias melastigma (Indian medaka), 1270 nucleotides. It is a transcript of the gene tipin, whose product is annotated as timeless interacting protein. The transcript has 7 exons. Gene Ontology annotation, biological process: DNA replication checkpoint signaling; DNA damage response; replication fork arrest. The coding region runs from base 193 to 1146 and encodes 317 amino acids. The record is from RefSeq and is a predicted model, not a curated record. Gene Ontology annotation, cellular component: replication fork protection complex; nucleus. NCBI's taxonomy places the organism in Eukaryota, Metazoa, Chordata, Actinopteri, Beloniformes, Adrianichthyidae. Gene Ontology annotation, molecular function: DNA binding.
UGUUUCACUUAGAUCAAAUGUGCGUCUUGUUUUUCAUAUACAUCAUUUUAUUGACACAAACGACACUUCUAGAGUUGCAGAGGAGUUUCCAGCGGAAUCCAAUUAUCCGGGCGAAACUCCUCUGCAACCACCAGCAGAACGUUCCGGUCUACUUUCCUCCUCAGUCCUCUCGGUAACCGCAAGUUCGACAGCAUGCGAGGCCCAAAGGAGGACAUCCAGAGUGACGCUCCCCCCUAUGAGGACCUGGACGACGAGGCUUUCCCUCCCCUCCCUCCACCUACUUCCCCAGGACAGCAGGAGGGGCGUGGCCUGUUGGCAGACGGGGAGGAUGGCGAGGUGUCCAGGCUGGCCGACGUCCCCGACACCAAGAGGAGGAGUGUGAAAAGACCGCGACCCAAGCUGGACUCUCAGAGGCUGAUUUCAGAGAAAGGACUUCCUGCUCUGCGCUCUCUGUUCCACAACGUUCACUUCAAAGGAAAAGGACACGAGGCUGAAGACCUGCGGCUGCUGAUGCAGAAGAUGGAGAACUGGGCUCACAGGCUCUACCCCAGGUUCCAGUUUGAAGACUUCAUUGAUAAGGUGGAGAAGCUGGGCGCCAAAAAGGAAGUGCAGACUUGUCUCAAACGGAUCCGCCUGGACAUGCCGCUGACGCACGAGGACUUCACGGAGAGAGACGGUGAAGAGGACAUCCCUCACGAAACCCACGACUUUAGAGAUCCCGAACUCUUCAGUAACCACACCCCACUGAACAAGGGGGAGGAGCUGAGCCACUCCACCCCAGCCCCCGCUGCCCCCUCCCUGACAGAGGAACAGCGCAGACGCAUGGAGCUGAACCGGCAGAGAGCCUUGGAGAAGAGGCUGGCACGGCAGCAGCAGCUUCAUGAUGCUGCAGACUCUCAGACCGCCGUCCUGGAUGAUCCCCCCGACCGACCCGAGAAGGUGGAGGAUCAGGAUCUCCAGUCCUCCAACUCCUUCACUCAGCUGUCAGUCACAGAGCCGGAAGCUUCCCCUGCAAGCCCCCAGCCCCCCCCUCAAGAACCUCCGAGUGUCCUGAAGCCGUGUGACCCGGAUCAGGAGGAGGUCCAGCCGGGACCUUCACCUCCAGCAGCGGAGGAGGAGGAGCAGGACCAUCAUGGAGACUCUUAAGGUGGAGUUCCAGCGUUGUUGAUGGACAUCUGUUAUCGUUUCUAUCGAUCACUGAUCAGCCGAUCGCUGGUUUAGCUGUUCAGAGGACUUUGUCGUUUUUAGAUCAAAUAAAGAUUCAAACAUA